AUGCCACACGAAGGAAGCACGAGGGCUGGGAUACUGCCAGGUUGCCCAAGCUUAGACAGAGAACGUCGGGAUGCAGAGGUCGGAUUCGAAACACGGAGAUUUCGCACCAUUACCUUCAUCAUCGACAGCAUGACAUUAGUGUUCAAUACCGGUGCUUCGCUGCCAUACAACCAUGAUUUCUUUGAGGGCCUUACUGUGAAGAAAAGAGUGAAGGAUGGGGACCGUGUGAUCCUCACUGUGUCUGGUUGGAGACACUACAAUAUAUGGCUGCCAACCGAUGUCAGUGGCGUUCUUGUUGUCAGUUUCUGUCCAGAAUGCCUGAGUGAAUGUCUGGACGUGUUUUCAAAUAAGUCAUGGUUGUACGGCAGUGAAACAUCGGUGUUGAACACUGAUGUCAUGCUGUCGAUGAUGAUGAUGAUGAUGAUGAUGGUUAAGCACACGCAACACAUGUGCCAACCAACGCAGCUUCUGGUGCUGAACACAUACUUCAAUGGAGGUACCCGUCGCACAACCGAAAACACGCUUUCUAACUGCCGCGUUACGGAUACGCCGACACUAACCCUCACGAGCUAUUGUUCUGGGACAACGAUUGUCGAACACCUGAAGACGCCUCAGUUCCGCCGUCGGAACAGGCCAAGUCUGACAGUCAUACAGCGAAACAUCCCGCACUGUAGCUCGAUACACACUUCCAUUGAGAUGCAGAGAUAG
Messenger RNA from Opisthorchis viverrini, 708 nucleotides. RefSeq lists its product as hypothetical. The record is from RefSeq and is a predicted model, not a curated record. Bases 1 to 708 code for a protein of 235 amino acids. Lineage: Eukaryota; Metazoa; Platyhelminthes; Trematoda; Opisthorchiida; Opisthorchiidae. The transcript is spliced from 4 exons.